AAAGCACUUAUUUGCCAGCGGCACAGUCGCCAAGCAUCGUGAUUUUGAUUUUUUCCCCCAUUCCAUCAUUGAUUCUUCCCGCAUGAGCUGAUCCACCAUUGUCGAGAUUUGAUUCCCCUGUCUGGUCUGGUAUGGAAAUUUUUGGGUACUGAUACACCGUACGCGUAAAACGAAUAUUACCCUUAAUGCGGUUCCGCAAAAGGUCAUAAUUUGCCAUCAGGCAACAGGAGGGCAGGCUGGCUGUACCGAUGGGCGAAAUAGGAUAAAUAACCCCCCGCGAGACUCCUCUACUUGAUCUCAGGUAGAUGGGAGAAGACAGCACUCGCCACAGCUCAUUCUCACAGUCGCUUUCCCAUCGCCCACAUUCUUUGAACCCUGCUGCUACUACUCUCGUUGAAAAUUUUCUUCGCAGCACCACCAAGCAAAUUCAGUCAAGAUGCGUGCCCAAUUCUCUGUCCUCGGGGUCGCGGCUCUCGCCAGCAGCAUUGUCAACGCGAUGCCCUCCACGCUCGAGGCCAGGGCGCUUCCCCAAGUUUCGGCUGUCGCCAAGCCGAGGGCGUGCUCCUCGUACCCGACCUUCAACUCCGCCACCGGCGAGGCUACCGAGUUCAUCUUCUACGCCGAUUCGACCGAGGAGCCCGUCCUCUCGGGGGCCGGCACCGUUGUGGGAAAUUUGGCCAACACUAACUUGGCCAUUGCACGCAUCGGAAUCGCCGUUCGCCAGGAUCUCGCCAAGUCCGUGACCAAGUGCUUCCCCGACGGCGGCGAGGAGGGACUCCGCACCCGCACGCACGGCGACUGGAGGCGUCUGACCCUCUCCGGAAGCGAUGACGAGAACAUCAUCUUGGUCGGCCAGGGUCCCGUGGCCCACAGGCCCCUGACACCUCACGACCACUUCUUCGCCAACGGCACGCAGCAGCCCGGUGUCUUCAUGGGCGAUCAAGGAUCGACCACCUGGGCCUUCUCGAGGAAGAACGCCAACGCCUGUCAGUCGUUCGACCAGUACGAGAUUCGUCUUCUGAAGAGCGCAGACUCGCCCCUGAAGGAUGGAGAGUUCAGGGGCUUUGUGCGUGCUGGUUGAGCCCGACCGGCAUUGCCGAGUGCUUGGUUCGACAUGUGAGAAUUGCGUAAUAUUUGUUUAUUUACCCUCUAUACAGACAGGGUGGAUGUGAAGGCAAAUACCCAGCUCCCGCCGGUCUACGAGCAUGAACGCCAAUGUUGUGCAGCAUGAUGCAUCACUGCUUAUAAUAAGUAUCAUACGCAACACAUAUGUCGGAGAUAUGGGGUGUACCUCGAUAGAUAGUUGGGUCAGGCAGCACAGACGGGCAGGGUUGGUUCAUGAGCACGAGUCAAUUUAAUGUUAAUGAUUUGACGGAUACCCCGGAUUGCUGGACCUUUUGGGUUUAUGCAUGUCGCCUAAACACAACAUGUUGGUAUUCCGCCCGCAAACGCUCCGUAAUCCAUAAAAGGGCAGCGCGCUGGCUACACUUUUUUUUUUUUUUUUUUGCUACUCAUUAGCCAAUAUCUCGGGACCGACCAGUCAUGUCUGCUCGGUUGCAUGUGCGGAUGCAGUAGGGAUGUCAACAAAGUCAGUCCUUCAAAGUUGAACCGAGUCCAACGUCAAUAAGCAAUGUUAUCUCGCCGCCAUCUGCCAUCUGCGCGUCAACCCUGAGCUAGCCCCACCGCCUUUGGCCCACGGGCCUUUCUCGGUUGGUGGGCGCUAAGCAAAACGAAUGAUCAGCUUUGACCCAACCUGCUUUGUUUGUUAACAAGCCAGAUCCAUGUACCCAAUGUAAACAAAUACGAUUCUAAGCCAUCACACCGUCAACCAAGUACGAAGUAGCAAGGUAGUCAUCU
This is a messenger RNA of Pyricularia grisea, 1857 nucleotides long. RefSeq lists its product as uncharacterized. Lineage: Eukaryota; Fungi; Ascomycota; Sordariomycetes; Magnaporthales; Pyriculariaceae. The coding region runs from base 437 to 1081 and encodes 214 amino acids. The transcript is spliced from 2 exons. The record is from RefSeq and is a predicted model, not a curated record.